AUGGGCUCACGUCACUCUCGCCACGAACAAGCACGAUUCUCAUUCGCAAGAAAUGGAUCUCCACGUAAAUCUUACGAUUCUGAUCGUAGAAAAUCCGCUGAAGAGAAAGUUAAUGGACGAGACCACGCAUACCGGCAAGAAAAUCCAAAAUUCACAAUCCCGGAAAACACGCAAGGAAUCCCGCGCUUAGAAGUUCAACAUUACCUUAUGCGAUACCUUUAUCAAGGGAACUUUUCUUCGCCGCGAGGCGCGCUCAACGCUGAAGGUAGUCGCAUUCUUGAUCUUGGAUGCGGCGCUGGCACAUGGGCGAUAGAAGUCGCUAAAGAAUUUCCCAACUGUGAAGUGACGGGUGUCGACAUCUCCGCUUACUUCCCAAUUAAUCAUGACACGCCGAACGUUAAGUUCCUCGAGCACAAUUUCCAGGAGUGUAAUCGGCUACCAUUUGACGACAAUACUUUCGAUCUCGUCCACAUGAGAUUCUUGUUAGCGGACGUGAAAGAGAGAGAUAUUGAGAACGCAUUGAUCCCAGAACUUGUACGUGUGACUAAACCGAAUGGCUGGAUCGAGCUACUCGAAUUUGAUAUCCAACAUUUCAGUGAUGGACCUACCACCCGUCGUUUAACCAAUGCCUUAAUGCGACAUUUACAAUCGAACGGCUACAACGGUCAAAUAAGUGACAAACUCCCACAAUAUCUAAAGAAAACGCAGCAAAUAGACGUGGUCAACCAAUAUGAUAAAGCGAUAACGUUAGGACGCUGGGCAGGCAAGGUCGGCGAAUUGGCGAUCGAUGACAUCUCGAGACUAUUCAGUGAUAACAAGGAACUUUCACGCUCGAUGGGAAUCACCGAUGAAGAAUACCAAAAACUCAUCGAAGCAUACAAACAAGAAGUGGAAACUAAGCGAACCUUCUUCCGAACUCACCGAUUCUACGCACAAAAAAUCGAGAAAGCACCACAACCAAAAAGCCCUACUAUUGUAUCGUACAACCAUAAAGUUUAA
Molecule: messenger RNA, 999 nt
Organism: Ambispora leptoticha
Lineage: Eukaryota; Fungi; Glomeromycota; Glomeromycetes; Archaeosporales; Ambisporaceae
Source: the annotation of a GenBank genome assembly